UCGGCUCCCUCAGGACCCUGGGAAGAUGUCAGCUGUUUGCUCUGCUAGCAUGCUGUGACUUAUGUAUAUGUGUCUGUGUUUGUGUGUGUCAUGAUUCCCUACCCAGUGUUCAGCUUUUCUCUGGUUUGCGACAGGGGGUAAUGCAGCUGUGAACAAUGACCCCGAAAUGGAUGGGGAGGAUGGGGUCUCCUUCAUCAGUCCAAUGGGCAUCCUGUACACCCCGGCUCUGAAAGUGAUGGAGGGCCAUGGGGAGGUGAACAUCAAGCUUUACUUGAACUGCAGCCACUGUGAGGUGGAUGAGUGCCACAUUGACCCAGAGAGCCACAGAGUUAUCUGUUUCUGCGACCAUGGCACGAUACUGGCCGAAGACGGGGUCUCCUGCAUAGUGCCUCCCACCUCUGAACCCCACUUGCCUCUCUCCCUGAUACUGUCUGUCGUGACUUCAGCCCUGGUGGCUGCCCUGGUCCUUGCAUUCUCGGGCAUCAUGAUUGUGUACCGCAGGAAGCAUCAGGAGCUCCAGGCGAUGCAGAUGGAACUGCAGAGCCCCGAGUACAAGCUGAGCAAACUGAGAACCUCCACCAUCAUGACCGACUACAACCCCAACUACUGCUUUGCCGGCAAAACCACGUCCAUCAGCGACCUCAAGGAGGUGCCUCGGAAAAACAUCUCCCUCAUUCGGGGUCUGGGCCAUGGUGCCUUUGGGGAAGUGUAUGAAGGCCAAGUAUCUGGAAUCCCCAGUGACCCCAGCCCACUCCAGGUGGCAGUUAAGACCCUUCCAGAGGUGUGCUCAGAACAGGAUGAGCUGGAUUUCCUCAUGGAAGCGUUGAUCAUUAGCAAAUUCAACCACCAGAACAUUGUUCGCUGUAUUGGGGUGAGCCUGCAGGCCCUGCCCCGAUUUAUCCUCCUAGAGCUGAUGGCUGGAGGAGACCUCAAAUCCUUCCUUCGGGAGACUCGCCCUCGCCCAAACCAGCCCUCCUCCCUGGCCAUGCUAGACCUGCUGCAUGUGGCUCGUGACAUUGCCUGUGGCUGUCAGUAUCUGGAAGAAAACCACUUCAUUCACCGGGAUAUUGCUGCUAGGAACUGUCUCUUGACCUGUCCUGGACCAGGCAGAGUGGCCAAGAUUGGAGACUUUGGAAUGGCUAGGGACAUCUACCGUGCAAGCUACUACAGGAAGGGAGGAUGUGCCAUGCUUCCAGUUAAGUGGAUGCCCCCAGAGGCCUUCAUGGAAGGGAUAUUUACAUCCAAAACGGAUACCUGGUCCUUUGGUGUGCUUCUUUGGGAGAUAUUCUCUCUUGGAUAUAUGCCAUACCCAAGCAAAAGCAAUCAGGAGGUCCUGGAGUUUGUCACCAGUGGAGGACGGAUGGAUCCACCCAAAAAUUGCCCGGGGCCUGUGUACCGGAUCAUGACUCAGUGCUGGCAGCACCUGCCCGAGGACCGGCCCAACUUUGGCACCAUCUUAGAGAGAAUUGAGUACUGUACCCAGGAUCCAGAUGUGGUUAAUACUGCUUUGCCAAUAGAAUACGGUCCAGUGGCUGAAGAGGAAGAGAAGGUGCCCAUGAGGCCAGAAGACCCAGAUAGAAUACCGCCUCUCUUAGUCUCUCCACAGCAAGAGAAAAAGGAGGACGUGUGUCCAUCACCCGGUCCCCCUCCACUGCCCACCACUUCCUCUGGCAAGCCCUUGAAGAAAGCCCUGGCUCUGGAGCCCCCAGUCCGUGUCACCAGAGGGACGCCUGGAGGAAGAGGAGGAGGAGGACACGUCAACAUGGCAUAUUCUCAGUCCAAUCCACCCACAGAGCUGCACAAAGGGCGUGGAUCAAGAAACAAACCAACCAGUCUUUGGAAUCCCACUUAUGGUUCUUGGUUUACAGAGAAAUCUACAACCAAAACCAAUCCACUGACCGAGGAACAGCAGCCCGAGAGAGGUAAAUCUGGGCCAGAUGGACACUCUACCACCAGCCCACCCAGUGUCGUUGCUGGCAGGCUGCCAGGGUCCUCCCUGCUCCUGGAACCAUCAUCCCUGACUGCCACCAUGACGGAAGUGCCUCUCUUUAGGCUCCGCCACUUCCCUUGUGGGAAUGUCCACUAUGGCUAUCAGCAGCAAGGCUUACCGUUGGAGGCCACCCCGGCAGCUGGCAGUUAUGGGGACUCCCUUCUUAGAAACCCGAGUAGCGUGACCCAGCCUGGUCCCUGA
Messenger RNA from Sarcophilus harrisii (Tasmanian devil), 2191 nucleotides. RefSeq names its product ALK receptor tyrosine kinase (gene ALK). The record is from RefSeq and is a predicted model, not a curated record. The transcript has 13 exons. NCBI's taxonomy places the organism in Eukaryota, Metazoa, Chordata, Mammalia, Dasyuromorphia, Dasyuridae. Gene Ontology annotation, biological process: regulation of cell population proliferation; multicellular organism development; protein phosphorylation. The coding region runs from base 167 to 2191 and encodes 674 amino acids. Gene Ontology annotation, molecular function: ATP binding; transmembrane receptor protein tyrosine kinase activity. Gene Ontology annotation, cellular component: signaling receptor complex; membrane.